Messenger RNA from Folsomia candida, 1353 nucleotides. Its product is annotated as glycine-rich cell wall structural protein. The transcript has 4 exons. NCBI's taxonomy places the organism in Eukaryota, Metazoa, Arthropoda, Collembola, Entomobryomorpha, Isotomidae. The coding region runs from base 147 to 875 and encodes 242 amino acids. The record is from RefSeq and is a predicted model, not a curated record.
UUCAUUGUUCAGAUCAUUGGUUCGGGUGCCAAAGCCAGCCAAACCAAAGCUAAGCAGUCCAUUCACUUUCAGUCUCUUCAACUGGUCGGUUUAACAAUUAAGAGUGGACGGGAGUUGACAGUCUCAAGGAUAAGAACUCCCUCAAAAUGAAGGGACUCACGACGACGCUGCUUCUUCUGUGUGCAGCAGUUGGGUCGUAUGCCCAAUAUCAACGCAGUUUCCGCGACACAUGGCCCCCCGCUGGGGUUGGAAGUUCGGAAGAAGUCUCCUCCGAAGAAAGACCAGCAACGUCGACGUCCGUCGAGGUUGGCGGAGCGAAAGGGGAACUCGGAGUUCCAGAAAGUUUCGAAGCGGACGAUCGAGAAUUCACAUAUUACCCCGUAGCUGAAAAAUUAAAUGGUGUGGGCAACGUCUUUUACGAAGUUAUCGAUGACCCCCGAACGGAACGAGGAGGUAACAAGAAAGGAAAGAAAGGUUGCAAAAAAGGCAAAAAGAAGGGAAAGAAGAAGAAGAAGGGGAAGAAGAAGAAGGGAAAGAAGGGCUGCGGAGUUCAUGGCGGAUGGUGGUACGUAUUCGACAAAAAACACGGGUAUAUUUCUGGAAGAUGGGGAGAUCCACCACCAAAGGGGCUGGAGAAGGAGCAUUAUGACCACAAUUUUGGGAAAGGAGGACACAAGUUUGGCAAGGGGUAUGACGGUCAUGGGAAAGUAGGCGGUGGAGGUGGUGGUGGUGGAGGUCACGGUGGGGGCGGCCAUGGAGGCGGCGGCGGCGGUGGUGGCGGUGGUGGCGGCGGUGGGUGGGGAGUCAAAAAGCAACACUACCCCCACGGAUGGGCUGAAAAACCAAAGAAGGGAUGGGGCGGAUGGGGACAUUAAUUCCAAUGCUGCUCAAACCAUCGCAUUUUAAUUGGCAAAAAUUGCAACCUUAUAAGACAAAAUGAAACAAAAGGGGUAUCAUAUUCAUCAUAUUAGUCUGUAAGCAUCUUCUAUAAGCAUCUUCUAUUAAGUUACUUUUAAGUACGUAAAUAUAUCAACAUUAUGCUCAUUAUUAUAAUUUUAGCUUUUUAUUACGUUUUAAUUCAAAAUUGUGACUUUUAAAAUUUGACCAGUACUUAAUAGUUUGUAAACCCUACAGUAAUUGACUGACAUUACAAUACUCAAUGAUAAUGUGCAAUGCAAGUCCACAAAUUGUGUUUAUUACGCAUGACUUUAGUGUUGCAUGAUGAAUGACUUUUAAUUAAUUCUUUGUAGAUUAUUAAUUAAACGUUAAACAUCUCAGAGUGCCGAAGUGUAUUAUUUAUUGCUUAUAUAAAUGUGCAAAAAAUUGAUAGAAUAAAUAUUGGUAAACUGACAA